Molecule: messenger RNA, 865 nt
Organism: Eupeodes corollae
Lineage: Eukaryota; Metazoa; Arthropoda; Insecta; Diptera; Syrphidae
Gene: Csas
Product: N-acylneuraminate cytidylyltransferase A
Exons: 5
Coding region: 60-839 (259 amino acids)
Molecular function (GO): N-acylneuraminate cytidylyltransferase activity
Source: RefSeq, a predicted model, not a curated record
UCUGCCGUAGACAUCAGUUAUCGGUAUCAGAAGUGGAAUUCGGAUAAUAUUUUUAAAAAAUGUCUCUCUUCAUACGUUUGACUGUAAUUAGUUUAAUUUUAACUUUAACAAUAUCAGUGGCAUAUACAAAACAAAGUAUUACUUGUUCGGAUUGUACAAAUUCAACAAGUGUUAUUGCUUUGAUUUUGGCUCGAGGUGGUUCUAAGGGAAUUUUGAAAAAGAAUCUUAUGCCAGUUAAUGGUGUGUCGUUAUUAGGAAGAACAAUUCAAACGAUAAAUGCUUCUAAACUAUUUCCAGAAAUAUGGGUUUCAACCGAUGAAGAAGCAAUUAAAAAUGAAGCAACAAAGUAUGGAGCACUCGUUCACAUCCGUCCUGAAAGUGUUUCCAGAGAUUAUACAACUUCAAUUGAUUCAACUCGAGAGUUUAUACAAAAACAUAAAUACAUAAGGAAGUUGGCUCUCUUUCAAUGUACAUCGGUAUUUUUGAAACUUGACUAUGUUAUCAAAGCAUUUGAACUUUUCAAAACUUCUGAAUGUGUUUUUGCUACAACAAGGAGCUUUAAACUUCGAUGGUCAUUAAAUGCUGAUGGAAGUCUGGUUCCAUUGAAUUUCGAUCCUAAAAACCGACCCCGACGUCAAGAUUGGUCUGGUGAAUUAGUUGAAACUGGAAUGUUUUAUUUUGCCAAUCGAGACCUUAUUGAUCAGAAUGUCUUUCAAAGUGAUAGAUGCAGUAAUGUUGUUGUCUCACCCAGAGAUUCAUUGGAAAUCGAUACUGCAAAUGAUUUGAAUGUUGCUCGAUGUCUUGUCGAAAAGGAAAACAUUGCUCUAGGAAAAAACUAAAUAUCAUUUAAAACCAACAACAUUUU